GGCAGCUUUUAGGUCGCCCCCGAUGUCUUCAGGACCCUGAGCUAGCACGUCUGACAACGUUAGCUAACAGGCUAACAGGCUAACAAACAGCGGCUCAGACAGGAAAGUAGAAACAACAGAGUUUAAUGAAAAUGGCUGAAGUCAAAGUGAAGAAGGAGACAAACCUCUCGGAUCCUGCCGAGGUGGAGAACAGGAUCAAAGAACUGUGUCAGCAGUUUCCUCACGGUAUAACAGACCAGGUGAUCCAGAACGACCUGCCUCACCUGGAGCCUCAGCAGAGAGCCAUGGCCAUCAACAAGCUGCUCUCAUUGGGUCAGCUGGACCUGCUGAGGAACAGCUCAGGCCUCCUGUACAGACUGAAGGACACUCAGAGCGCCAGUAAGAUGAAAGGUUCAGACAACCAGGAGAAGCUGGUUUAUCAGAUCAUCGAGGACGCAGGAAACAAAGGGAUCUGGAGCAGAGACAUCCGCUUCAAGAGUAACCUCCCUCUGACUGAGAUCAACAAGAUCCUGAAGAACCUGGAGUCUAAGAAGCUCAUCAAAGCUGUGAAAUCUGUGGCCGCAUCUAAGAAGAAGGUGUACAUGCUGUACAACCUGCAGCCGGAUCGCUCAGUGACGGGCGGAGCUUGGUACAGCGACCAGGACUUCGAGUCCGAGUUCGUCGAAGUCCUCAACCAACAGUGCUUCAAGUUCCUGCAGAGCAAGGCUGAAGCAGCGAGGGACAGUAAACAGAGUCCCAUGGUUCAGAGGAACAGCUCCUUCGCCACCUCACAUGAAGUCUGGAAAUACAUCUGUGAGCUGGGAAUCAGCAAGGUGGAUCUGUCCAUGGAUGACAUCGAGACCAUCCUGAACACACUCAUCUACGACGGGAAGGUGGAGAUGACCGUCAUCGCCGCCAAGGAGGGGACAGUGGGCAGCGUGGACGGACAGAUGAAGCUGUACCGCGGAGUCAAUCCCAUCAUCCAGCCCACAGGCCUCGUCAAGACACCCUGCGGACUCUGCCCGGUGUUUGACGACUGUCACGAGGGAGGAGAGAUCUCUCCGUCCAACUGCAUCUACAUGACGGAGUGGUUGGACUUCUGACAGCCACUUGUCGCUCUCGCCUCUUUUCUCUGUGAUGAAAAGUUGAGUUUAUUUUCCUGGCGGUCUGUGAUCCAUCUCUGUUCUCUUCUAUUUAACACAAACUUUAAUAAAAGUGUGGAAACGA
Molecule: messenger RNA, 1206 nt
Organism: Lates calcarifer (barramundi perch)
Lineage: Eukaryota; Metazoa; Chordata; Actinopteri; Centropomidae
Gene: polr3f
Product: polymerase (RNA) III (DNA directed) polypeptide F
Exons: 9
Coding region: 126-1082 (318 amino acids)
Biological process (GO): transcription by RNA polymerase III
Cellular component (GO): RNA polymerase III complex
Source: RefSeq, a predicted model, not a curated record